AUGGAUUGGAAUAACCUCAAGGACACGGUCGCGAGCAUGACCCUGUACGACGUCAAAGCCGGCGUCAGGAAGGUCCAAAAUGCCGUCAUGAACUACACAGAAAUGGAGGCCAAGGUCCGAGAGGCGACCAACAACGAACCCUGGGGCGCGUCCUCGUCCCUGAUGCAGGAGAUCGCCAACGGCACCUUCAACUACGCGACCCUCAACGAAAUCAUGCCCAUGAUCUACCGCCGUUUCACAGAAAAGUCCGCCGAGGAGUGGCGGCAAAUCUACAAGGCUCUCCAGCUCCUCGAGUUCCUCAUCAAGCACGGCUCCGAACGCGUAAUCGACGAUGCCCGCGGCCACAUCACAUUGCUGAAGAUGCUGCGCCAGUUCCAUUUCAUCGACCAGAACGGCAAGGACCAGGGCAUUAACGUCCGCAACCGCGCCAAGGAACUGGCUGAGCUUCUCAGCGAUGUCGAGCGCAUCCGGACGGAGCGCAAGAAAGCGCGAGCCACCAAGAACAAGUAUACCGGUGUCGAGGGCGGCAUGAGCCUCGGAGGCGGCUUCUCUGGCGGCAGCGGCAGCGGCAGCCGUUAUGGCGGGUUCGGAAGCGAGUCGGGUGGUUAUGGAGGCUACUCUGGUGGUGUCUAUGGCGACGGCGGCGGAUUCGGUGGGCAAGAGAGCAAUGACUACGGUCGAACGCAGGCACACACCGACAAGUUUGAGGAAUACGACGAGUUCGACGAUGAACGCCCGGCUGCCAGCUCCUCGGCCUCUCGGUCCAAGAGACCCGAGCGAGCGGCAGCCCCCAAGGCCGAGCCGCCCAAGAAGAAGGAGCCCGAAGUGGACCUCUUCUCUUUCGAUGACCCGGCGCCCACUUCCGUGCCCGCCCCUGCCUUCGCGCCGGCCUCUUCCAGCGGCUCCGGCUUGGGGUCUCUGUCGGCCCCGUCUGCCGCCAACGACGACGACGAGUUUGACGACUUCCAGUCCGCCGCCCCUGUUCCAGGUCCCGCUGCAGCCACCCCUCUCUCCCCUCCUGUCAUGACAGCCAACUCUGCGACGACCUUUGCCGCUCCCCAGCCCGUGUCGGCACCCCAGCAGGCCAACAUAGGCAACAUGGUCAGCAUGUCCUCCAUGUCUCCCGCUCCGAGCGCCAACUACUCGGCCUUCAGUACGCCUGCUAUUGCCUCUCCCGCGGCACAGGUGAAGCCCAGCGGCUACCAACCUUCAGGGCCCAAUUACUUUGGUUCCGUUCAGACUGCGAUUCCCCAGUCUACGGGCGGCUCCUUCGCAUCUACCCCUAGCGCGGCUGCUCCAAAGGCGGCUUCUGCUAAGCCCGCUGCUGCCGGCGGCGACGCUUUCGGCGCUCUGUGGUCGCAGGCCAGCACCGGCGUGAAGAAGACGAGCACGCCGACCACCGGCCCGGCCCUGGGCCAGCUCGCCAAGGAGAAGAGCAGCGCCGGCAUCUGGGGUGCUCCCGCUCCUGCGUCAUCGGCAUCAAAGCCCGCGGGCGGCGCAUCCUCGUCCGGCGGCAACCACGGCCUUGACGAUCUGCUUGGCUGA
Messenger RNA from Colletotrichum higginsianum IMI 349063, 1545 nucleotides. Its product is annotated as Epsin-3. Gene Ontology annotation, cellular component: clathrin vesicle coat; plasma membrane; endosome. Gene Ontology annotation, molecular function: clathrin binding; phospholipid binding. Gene Ontology annotation, biological process: endocytosis; Golgi to endosome transport. The record is from RefSeq and is a predicted model, not a curated record. The coding region runs from base 1 to 1545 and encodes 514 amino acids. The transcript is spliced from 4 exons. NCBI's taxonomy places the organism in Eukaryota, Fungi, Ascomycota, Sordariomycetes, Glomerellales, Glomerellaceae.